CACUCUCUUCCCGAACGAAAGAAAGAGAACGCGUCAUAUAACAUAUAUAAAAUGGCAAACGAUAUUGAUACUCUCGUUGACAUGGGCUUUUCCCGUGGCAAGGUGUAAGUGCAUUCAAUCAUUGCUUUUGUUCUUUUUGAGUUUUCAAACCGAGGCCACUCUUAAUAUUUCUUUAUUAUAGACAGAAAGCUUGGAGAGCUACCAAUGGCGCAGGGCUUCAACCGGCGAUGGAUUGGUUGUUAGCGAAUCCUAAUGUGUCCGAUGAACCAGAAGAACCGUCAGAGCAUACACUCGGUGAAAAGACAGCACCUGCUAGUGGCAGUGAACAAGCAGCAGGUGGCAGUGCAGCAGGAGCAGGAGAAAGUGAAGAAGGUGAAAUUCAAAAUGGUGAGCAAACGGCUCAAAGUUUGAUUUGUAACGAUUGUCAAAAGCUGUUCCGCGAUGCCGCCACUGCUGAACGACACGCGAUUAAAACAUCCCAUCAAAACUUUUCCGAGAGCACCGAAGUUAUUGCCCCGUUGACUGAAGAAGAAAAGCAGGCAAAGCUGGCUGAGUUGAAGGCACGUCUUGCUGAAAAGCAGGCCAGUAAAGCAAAAGAAGAGGCUGAGGAACGUAGACAGCAGGAAAAGAUUAGAAGAAAGGCCGGCCAGGACAUUUCGGUUGCUAAACAACAAAUGGAGGAAAAGGAGUUGAAGAAGGCAUUUGAUGCAAAGAGACGUGAAAAAGAACUAGAUCGGAUUGCAAAGGCCAAGGUCAAGGCCCAGAUUGACGCUGAUAAAAAGGAACGAGCUGCAAAGAAAGAGGCAGCCAAGCGAGCCAGACAGCAAGAUGCUCAAGAAGAAGCCGCAGCCGCAGCUUCUCAGCCAGCUUCAUCUGCACCUGGUGUAAAACGAUUAUACAAUGAAGCAAGGUUACAGUUCCGGGUUCCUGGUGCAUCACCCAUCACCCACACUUUCCCAGCCGACUCAACCCUCACGCAGGUCAAUGAAUUUUUACAAUCAAACGGCUGCGAUAAACCUUUUACGCUUUCUAUGACAUUCCCUAGGAAAACAUUCGGAGAAGGUGAUUUGGACAAGACAUUGAAGGAUUUGGGUCUGGUCCCAUCUUCUGCGCUUGUGCUUGCAUACACCGCAUAAAAGCUUUUGAUCGGAAGGGGAACAAAAUUUGCAAUAAAUCUCACGUUUACCAACCGUUAUAUCGGAUUUCUUUUCGCUUUGUAUACCAGGGAUGUGCUAUACUAAUC
Zychaea mexicana is the source of this 1243-nucleotide messenger RNA. RefSeq names its product ubiquitin-related domain-containing protein. The transcript has 7 exons. Gene Ontology annotation, molecular function: protein binding. NCBI's taxonomy places the organism in Eukaryota, Fungi, Mucoromycota, Mucoromycetes, Mucorales, Lichtheimiaceae. Bases 228 to 1136 code for a protein of 302 amino acids. The record is from RefSeq and is a predicted model, not a curated record.